Messenger RNA from Solenopsis invicta (red fire ant), 2526 nucleotides. It is a transcript of the gene Men, whose product is annotated as NADP-dependent malic enzyme. Gene Ontology annotation, biological process: malate metabolic process; pyruvate metabolic process. Gene Ontology annotation, cellular component: mitochondrion. The transcript is spliced from 7 exons. The coding region runs from base 464 to 2161 and encodes 565 amino acids. Gene Ontology annotation, molecular function: malate dehydrogenase (decarboxylating) (NADP+) activity; NAD binding; malate dehydrogenase (decarboxylating) (NAD+) activity. Lineage: Eukaryota; Metazoa; Arthropoda; Insecta; Hymenoptera; Formicidae. The record is from RefSeq and is a predicted model, not a curated record.
UUUUUAACCAUAUCUUCCGUCUUGCGAAAAAGCUAAUUUGACAUUUCUCAUGUUCGUGAGGCGAACGGAAUUUAGCUUCACAGUCACAGUCAAUCGAAAUUUCCUCUCUUGAGAAAAUAAAGCAAAAAGAUUUCAAAGAAAAUAACACGCGUUCUCCUUUUCUUCUCUGUAAAACAUCUUCGCGAGUUGUAUCCGCGAAAUAUUAUUCGCGAACGUUUUCGCGACGAGCGCGGCCGGUCUCCUUUUGUUAAGCAACGGGGUACGCGCAAUGAUUGCGGUAGGUCACGGAGUCACUUUAUAUUCAAGAAUUCAAGAAUAGGGCUGUGCCUAUCGAUCCGUGCAUAGGCCGAAGGGUCGCCGUCACGGGAGUCAAGAACCCCAGCAACCGUUUCCACGGUCGGUUGUUUGUCAUGGGAUGCGAAAAUCCCGAGGGAAAAAUUCGGUGUGAUAGUGCAACGAGAUAAUGGAGGCCGAUUGGUGGAAUCUCAUUCCGGAUCAAAAUCGUGCUGCGCGCAUCCCUGAAGCUCUGCUUGCUCUGGAUGGAAGGGGUAUGGCGUUCACCAUCGAGGAAAGGCAGAUGCUGGGUAUACAUGGUCUCCUACCGGCAGCCGUGAAAACCCAAGAAGAGCAGUUAGAGCUCUGCCGCCUUAAUCUGGAACGUUACACGGACGAUCUGUCGAAAUACAUAUAUCUCAUAGGCCUACUGGAUAGAAACGAGAAACUCUUCUACCGUUUGUUGGCAGAAGAUGUAGGUAAAAUGAUGCCGUUGGUGUACACGCCAACCGUGGGUUUGGCGUGUCAGAAAUUCGGUCUGGUUUACCGUAGGCCACGCGGCCUCUUCAUAAGUAUUCACGAUAAAGGUCACGUCUACGAUGUCUUGAAAAACUGGCCCGAGCACGACGUACGCGCGAUCGUCGUCACGGACGGCGAGAGAAUAUUGGGACUGGGUGACCUGGGUGCUCACGGCAUGGGCAUUCCCAUAGGCAAAUUGUCUUUGUACACUGCCUUAGCUGGUAUCAAGCCCCACCAGUGUUUACCCGUCACUCUCGACGUCGGCACCAAUACCCAGUCUUUAUUGGACGACCCCCUGUAUAUAGGUCAUAGACACAAACGCGUCACCGGGCCCGAGUACGACGAGUUCGUGGAAGAGUUCAUGAAGGCCGUCGUCAAGCGAUAUGGUCCAAAUACAUUGAUCCAGUUCGAGGACUUUGGGAAUUUUAACGCGUUCAGACUGCUUCAAAAGUAUCGCAACGACUAUUGCACCUUCAACGAUGAUAUUCAAGGCACUGCCUCCGUCGCCGUUGCCGGGUUACUGGCAUCUCUUCGCGUUACCCGAACAAAACUUUCGGAGAACACGAUUGUGUUUCAGGGUGCUGGAGAGGCGUCGUUAGGUAUCGCGGCAUUGUGCGUGAUGACAAUGCAAAAAGAAGGGAUAAGCGAGGAAGAAGCUAAGAGCAAAAUUUGGAUGGUAGAUUCGAAAGGAUUGAUUGUGAAAAAUCGCCCAAAAGGUGGACUGACGGAGCACAAAUUGCAUUUUGCUCGCGAGGAUACGCCGAUCGAUACGCUGUUGGACGUUGUUAAGACCGCCAAACCCUCGGUCAUUAUCGGUGCAGCUGCUAUCAGGGGUGCCUUUACGACGGAAAUACUAAAAGAAAUGGCGCGUAACAAUGAGACGCCUGUUAUUUUCGCUCUGAGCAAUCCAACGAGCAAAGCAGAAUGCACCGCUGAAGAAGCGUACAUUGCUACUGAAGGAAGAUGUAUAUUCGCGAGCGGCUCGCCUUUCCCACCAGUCGUAUACAACAACAAAACUUAUUAUCCUGGGCAGGGUAAUAAUAGUUACAUAUUCCCUGGAAUCGCACUAGCCGCGAUAUGCGCCGGUAUGCGCAUAAUUCCCGAGGAGACUUUCCUCAUUGCCGCAAGGGCUCUGUCCGACUUGGUAUCGCAAGCAGACUUGGACAGCGGAAAUCUUUAUCCGCCAUUGGCCGACAUACAGAAAUGCUCGCUGAGUAUAGCGUGUAAGAUCAUGAAAUAUGCCUACAAGAACUGCUUAGCGACUGUCUAUCCCGAGCCUACGGAUUACGAGAGUUUUGUCAAGGCGCAACUAUACGAUCCAAUCUACAAGUCGUCACUACCUCCACUUUACGCAUGGCCGAAAUUAUAAUACUUUCAUUAAUUUGACGACGUUUUAAUUCCACUCAAUUAUUUCGGAUUUACGGAAGAGUAAUUAAUAAUAUACAUAAAUGUUAAAAGCGUACUAUAAUAUACAUAACGUUUGAGGGAAUUUUUCGGGAAACGAAUUUUCCUCUCUUUUUUAAAGCCUGUUGAUCGGGCUUAUUUUAUUUCUAUCACCGCAUAUGUGCGAAUGUGACCAAUAUAAAUAUAAAUUACAAUUUUUAGGAAUAUUAACAUAUAUUUAUAGGAAUAAAUUUAUGUUUAAUAUAAAGCCAUUAUUUGCAAAUAAAGUAUAAGCUCGAUGUAAGAAUUGAUUUGCUGGUUGAACAAAUAAAUAUCAAGGCUGGUUUGAAA